AUGGGUAUCAAAGGCCUUACCAGUCUGCUCGUGGAGCAUGCUCCUAAAGCCAUCCAAGAGCAUGACAUUAAGACCCUAUUUGGCCGCAAAGUCGCCAUUGACGCGUCGAUGUCCAUUUACCAAUUUCUGAUCGCGCCGCCUGUGCUCACUCUGAAUGGUUACAGCCACCUCAUGGGCUUCUUCUAUCGUACCAUACGGAUGGUUGAGAAUGGUAUUAAGCCGCUGUACGUCUUCGAUGGGAAGCCUCCUGAAAUGAAAGCUGGUGUGCUAUCUAAGCGUCUGGCACGUAGGGAAGAAGCUAAGGAAGAAGGGGAGGAAGCCAAGGAAACGGGUACAACAGAAGACGUGGAUCGUUUCUCAAGGCGUACCGUGAAAGUCACUCGGGAGCAUAACGAGGAGUGUAGGAGAUUGCUCGGUUUGAUGGGCAUUCCGUUCGUUGUGGCUCCAUCUGAAGCUGAAGCACAGUGUGCAGAGCUCGCACGAGGUGGAAAGGUAUAUGCUGCUGGGUCAGAAGACAUGGAUACCCUCACAUUUUCCGCACCUGUAUUAUAUCGCCAUCUUACUUUUUCUGAAGCCAGAAAACAGCCUAUUAGCGAGAUCCACCUUGACAAGGCGCUUGAGGGUCUCGAGAUGAAUAUGUCACAGUUCAUCGAUCUAUGUAUUCUUCUCGGCUGUGAUUAUCUUGAGCCAAUAAAAGGUAUAGGGCCCAAAUCUGCCCUCAAACUAGUCAGAGAACACGGUAAUCUCGGUGCUGUCAUUGAGCACUUGCAAGAAAAAUUGGCAGCUAAGGAAGAGGCUAAAGAGGACGGGAAGAAGAAAAAGGGCGGGAUUUCCAUACCAGAGGAGUGGCCAUGGGAGGAGGCCAAGAAAGUCUUCGAGAAGCCUGAUGUUACACCAGCGGACCAGAUUGAUAUUGAAUGGAAGUCGCCGGAUGCUGACGGCCUUGUGCAAUUCCUGGUGACUGAGAAAGGUUUCAAUGAGGAGCGUGUCCGAAAGGGUGCUGAAAAGCUAGCCAAAUUCCUCAACGCGAAGCAACAGGGCCGCCUGGAUGGCUUUUUCGCAGCGAAGCCCAAACCAUCUCAGGACCGAACAGACGAUGAGGACAAAGGAAAGGGGAAAGGGAGGGGGAAGGGAACAAAACGCAAGAACGAGGACAAAGAUAAAGGCUCAGAGAAGGGCAAGAAAGCGAAAACCAAAAAGUAG
This is a messenger RNA of Fibroporia radiculosa, 1203 nucleotides long. RefSeq lists its product as uncharacterized. Gene Ontology annotation, cellular component: nucleus; cytoplasm. Bases 1 to 1203 code for a protein of 400 amino acids. The transcript has 11 exons. Gene Ontology annotation, molecular function: 5'-3' exonuclease activity; DNA binding; 5'-flap endonuclease activity. The record is from RefSeq and is a predicted model, not a curated record. NCBI's taxonomy places the organism in Eukaryota, Fungi, Basidiomycota, Agaricomycetes, Polyporales, Fibroporiaceae.